AUAUGGUCUGUCAAAGAAGUGAGGUUAUAAAUAAGUAACGUGUAAGCUUUCCCUUAAAAAAAAACAAAUUUGUACAAUAUGCCCGCAGCAGAGGAGGUAAAAUCGAGUUGGGCAGACGAGGUUGAGUUGGAAGGUGGAGCUUUGCCUCCCUCGACGGAAGUACGCGAGAAUGGUUUUAAAAUUCUCACCGAGUAUAAACUCGGGGAGGACAACAAGAAAGUUAAGAUUGUACGUACGUACAAAAUCGAGAAGCGUAUAGUUUCGAAGAGUAUCGCGCUACGUAAAACUUGGGCAAAAUUCGGUGAAUCGGCCGAUGACAAGCCCGGCCCGAAUCCGGCAACUACCAUAGGCGGAGAAGAUGUUUACAUGCAGUAUGUCACCAGUAAAGAGGAGGAUAACAAGGUGGAGGAAGACGCCUUGGAUAAAUUGAAGAUGAUGGGCGAUAAGGCAGUCGUGAAAUGUCGAACCUGCAACGGGGACCAUUGGACUUCUAAAUGUCCUUGGAAGGACACCGCGCUUGCCAGCGCCAAGACGGCUGACGGUGAAAAGAAAGCACCACAAAUGCAACCCCAAACCGCCGAUAGCACUACAAAAUCGACGACCAAGUAUCUGCCGCCGAAUAUGCGAGGUGACGGUGCAUCUAAACGCAUCGAUAAUGCCGGCAUGUCGGGUGCACGUCGCGACGAUGCCAUUGCUAUACGCGUCUCUAAUUUGAGCGAUUCCACAACCGACGCCGAUUUGGAAGAGCUGGUAAAACCAUUCGGACCCGUUCACAAAUUGUAUUUGGCCAAGGAGAAGCAGACUGGUCAGUGUAGAGGAUUCGGUUAUGUUCAUUUUAAAUUUCGUAAUGAUGCUGUUAAAGCUAUUGCUAAUCUGAACGGGCACGGAUACGAUCAUUUGAUUCUUAAUGUUGAUUGGUCUAAGCCCAAUACUUCUUCUAACCAUUAAAUGUACCUAUCUAUCAAUAAAAAAAUUUUAUAAAGUUG
Molecule: messenger RNA, 986 nt
Organism: Photinus pyralis (common eastern firefly)
Lineage: Eukaryota; Metazoa; Arthropoda; Insecta; Coleoptera; Lampyridae
Product: eukaryotic translation initiation factor 3 subunit G-like
Exons: 2
Coding region: 79-948 (289 amino acids)
Cellular component (GO): cytoplasm; eukaryotic translation initiation factor 3 complex
Molecular function (GO): RNA binding; translation initiation factor activity
Source: RefSeq, a predicted model, not a curated record